CAAACCGCUGAAUUUGCAGCCCACUGGCUUCCCGCUGAUGGGAUGAAAAAGCUGCAAUAUCAACAGAUAAAGAAAUGUGUUUUACUUUUUUUAUAGUCUUUUACAUGGCAUGGUCUCUCUAGACCAUUAAAAGCGAACGUGUGUAUGAUAUGCUUAGAUGAAUUAAGCAGAAUGUUAUUAGAAGCACACGGUGAGACUUGCAAGCUAGCUAGCGUUAGCUCCUCAGCCAUCCAUUAGUUUUUUUAUCGGAGCUGUUAGCACAUAUGCCCGCUACGAACUGGAUUGUUAUUCGCCUCAACUCCAGAUAUUCUUUCCUUCCUUCUGCUUUGUUCGGAUCACUGCCCAUUUUCUCCGGUCUGAAAUAUGGGUAUCAAGACCUUUACCCACAAUUCCCCCAAUCACAGUCAGGAGUUACUGGACAAGUUGAACGUCCUGCGAAGCGAGGGUCAUUUCUGCGAUGUCACCAUCCGCGUCCAGGGCCAGCUUUUCCUGGCUCACAAAGUGGUCCUGGCCUGCUGCAGCGACUUCCUGCGGGCCAAGCUGACUGGGAAGGCCGGCGACGAUGACCGUCGGGGGGAGGAGGAGAGGCCCGUCCUCGACCUGCACCAUGUGACGGUGGCGGGCUUCGCGCCCCUCCUGGAGUAUGCCUACACCUCCACGCUGUCCAUUAGCACUGAGAACAUCAUCGACGUGCUCGCGGCCGCCAGCUACAUGCAGAUGUUCGCCGUGGCCAACACCUGCUCGGAGUUCAUGAAGUCCAGCAUCCUGUGGAACCCCUCGUCCGCGGGAGCCAGCGGCGGGGCUUCGGGGCCCGGCCAGGACCGACCCGGGCCCCAGGAGGCCCCCGAAGGCCAGGCUGGGGGGUGCCUGCUGGCGCCGCUGGACGCGCUGUCGCCCUCGCCCGUGUCCUCCGAGUGCAGCAUGGUGGAGCGGAACAUUCCGGUGUGCCGCGAGUCGCGUCGCAAGCGCAAGGGCUUCGCCAGCCCCCAGCCGGCGUCGUCCUCCUCGCCGCAAGUCCCCAACCCGUCGCCCUCGUCGUCCUCCUUCCCCGAGAGCUCGGCCCCGGCCGUCGACCCGACGCUGGCGUUCACCUGGACAUACCCGUUCGGCAUCGACCGGCGUUUGGCCGCGGAGAAAGCCAAGCUGGCCGAGGGGCUGCUAGAGUCGUCGUCCGGUGCCGGGCCCGACCCAAACUCCCGGGCGCUGGUGGAGUACCUGGCCUGUGAGGGGGCGCGCAGCAUGGGCAUGGCAGGCACGGACAGCACUGGCGGCGGGGAGGAGGAAGAGGAGGAGGGCGUGCGGGUGAAGGUGGAGCGUCUGAGCGACGAGGAAGUGCAUGAGGAGGCCUCACACCACCCGGUCAGCGCCUCCCACAGCUCACUCAGCGACCAGCAAACCGUCCCGGGCAGUGAGCACAACCAGGAGGACCUCCUUAUCAGCCCCCAGUCAUCAUCAAUAGGCUCCAUAGACGAGGGAGUCACAGAGGGCCUGCAGUCCAUUCAGGGGACGCCCAACACCACGGGUCACAUGGAGGAGGACGAGAGGCUGGAGAGCGUCCAGUACCCGUACCAUCUCUACAUCAGCCCGUCUAACCGGCCCGGCAUCAAGGGGCCGGCGCGGCCCUUCCAGUGCCCCACAUGCGGGGUCCGAUUCACCCGCAUCCAGAACCUCAAACAGCACAUGCUCAUCCACUCUGGCAUUAAACCCUUCCAGUGUGACCGCUGCGGGAAAAAGUUCACGCGGGCCUACUCCCUAAAGAUGCAUCGGCUGAAGCACGAAGGUAAACGCUGUUUCCGGUGCCAGAUCUGUAGCGCCACUUUCACUUCCUUCGGUGAAUAUAAGCACCACAUGAGGGUCUCCCGCCACAUCAUCCGCAAGCCUCGGAUUUACGAGUGCAAAACAUGCGGCGCCAUGUUUACCAACUCCGGCAAUUUAAUCGUACACCUGAGGAGUCUCAACCAUGAGGCGUCAGAGCUAGCAAACUACUUCCAGACCAGUGAGUUCCUCCUCCCCGAGUACCUGAGCCAGAUGCAGGAGGAGUCGCUGGGCCACUUUGAGAUGACGGACCAGGCGUUUGAAGGCGGCGGCGGCAGCUCUUCCUCUUCCUCUGUCCAGAUGCCCGUCAUAUCUCAGGUGUCCUCCACCCAGAACUGCGACCUCCAUCCCUCCAUGGCCCCGCCCGAGGCCCCGGCGUCCCACGGAGGUCAGGGGCGUGGGGCGGCAGCAGGGGGGGAGGUGGUGGUGCUGUCGGACGAGCCAAAGACCAGCGUGGCCAUCCACUCUCCGGAGGUCCUGGAGGAAGAGGAGGAGGAGGAUGGAGAGCGGGAGGAACGCACAAAGAAAACAGCACUUGUGUCCAUUACCAUUGAAUAAGAUGUGAUGCUCCCAUAUCCACCUGAGUAGAAUACAUAAGAGCCCCCUUUUGAGUCACAGUACAAGAGUGCAUCCUGGAUAGUGAUCGUGUUGGGGCCUGGCAGUCAUACACCAUUUUUGUUUGUUUGUUUUAUAAUUACUUUUUUUUGCAGUGAUUAACGUGGCUUGGUGUAAUGGUCAUUGGUAUUGUGGUUGCAUAGGAAAUGACUGAUUAACACAUUUUACAUAGGAUCCCCUGCAGUACAUAUUCCAAGUGCACACUGGAUUGUGAUUCUCUUUGGAGCUGGCCACCUUAAGCAUAUUCCCAUGCAUCAAAAGCUCUAGUCUUUGUUGCUCUGUGACAGAAUAGAUGGUGAACAUACCCUGAGAUAUCCUUCCCCUUGCAAUUGUUGUCAACAUUUGACUUUUUGCUGACUGUCUUGUGAAACUGUUUUUACUUUUUGUGGGGAUUGAGACACAAUGAUUAUUGUGAGAACAUUUUGUGAUUUGCAUUGUUUUUUAGUUUUUAAGAAAUGCGUUUGUCAGAUCUUUCUUUUUCAGUCUGGAUGUGUUAAAGCGCCUUACCCAGUCCUGUACAGAAAAAAACUGUAUUGUGAAUCCAUUAUGUGAUGGAUGCAGAUUGGCUUAUGUCCUUUGUUACUUUGAGGGCUUUGCUUUGGUAGAUAAUGUAGCUUGGCCAAAAUAAGGGACUGUACCACUGAGCAGGGCUAUGACAUGUCCCCAUCCCACUUCAACCCCUUUCCUUAAUAAUAACAGGACUCUUUCCAAUAACGUCUCAAUAGGUUUCGUUUUGAAACAAUUCAACUAUAGACAAUCUCCAUGUGGUUGAUUGAGUCAAACAAUCAUGCAGACUUUGUGGUGUUCACAAAGAAAAUUGUCAUGUAGAGGCAUAUUGGAUUUGGAUGAGAGCUGUGACACAGUUUUAAGCCUUUGUGGAAACCAUUAAAUUAAUGCAUUUUUGCAGAGCUGUAUGUGAUUUCAUGCGAAACUGAGGUAGUGGAAGUGCAGGCCUUCAGGUCCUGGUUAGCUGUCACUAGUGUCUUAUUUUUGAAGUGGAAAAACUAUAAUCUCAUCCUGCUGUCCAGCUGAGAAGCAUUGCAUGACUGACUUUGUGAUACCUGCUUCUCUUGACGCACACACUGAAGCAGUUAGAACAGUGGAAUCACUCCCAACUGUACGCUCAUUUAAAAUUGAAAAUCCCAACUUUUUUUUUUUUGACUGAAUAAAAAUGAAAUAAAAAAAGAGCGGUAAUUUGGCAGCAGUCACAGCUAACCUGGACUGAGAGGGGUUUCUAUUGGCCCUGGGUGUGCUGCAGCUUCUGCUGCACAAAACCCUGUGUAUCCCAAUCACACUUGGGUGCAGUUCCACACUGGGAUUGUUAAGGUGUGUGGACAUGGUCAGUCUUGAAUGUUACAUGUGGAAAGAUACAGCAGAAGUGAAGUAUAUAACCAUAUUUCCCAUUUGCAAGUUUCUUAAAGACUAUCUGUGCCAUUCUUUCAUUUGUGCCUAUUCCUAGCUCCCAUUAAGUCCUGUUUACUCAAUUAGGAAUGCAAGGAUGCAAUGUUUUUGGUCAUGUGAGAAAGCUUUUAUAUAUGUAAAAUCCUUUAGCAUUUACUUGACUUCUUUAGAUAUUUAAUAUACAUAUCUUUGUGUCUACCAUUUGCACAGGGCAAUCAUUGUUAAAUGCUGCUUAGUUAUAAUGUGAUAUUUUUUAAUGUGAUGUUUUCCAAUAUUUCAAGAAAAAAACAAUUUCUCCCAUUGUGCAAUACAGUUGUUAUACAGUGUACAUGUUUUGGAACAUCAUGUAAAAAAAAGAAUGUAUUGUUGGUUGUUCGAAAUAAUGAGCAAUAUGAAAGUGAAAGUUGUGAAUAUUCGAGUUGGUUGGCACUUCCUUUGUUAAAAGUUAUUUGUGGUUGGAGGAGGCUGUCAUAAUGAACUAAAAUGUGACAUUUCUUCGGUUAGUUUUCGUUUUGCGCUUUUGUGUCUGCACUUUGAACAGAAGCUACAGGUGCAGAGGGUUUCCUGCAGUGCGAGGGGGAUCGGGGAGCCCUUCCUCUGAUGUCAGCGGUUUUAAUAUCCCUCACUGUACUGUACCGUACCGCAUCCUGUAUGGUACACUAAGCUCUAUGCCUGAGAACUCUGCCUGUGAGAUAGUAUGAACACCCUAUUUUUAUUAGUAGUAAUGUGAAUUGCGUGGUCGGUGCAGUUACGUCUGUCAUUUUUAGCUUCUGGUGACGCACUCUAUAAGGUUUCAAAUAUUGCAAAUAUCACUGUCCCAGACCUCACUGUGGUACUGGCAUGUUUUCCCACCCAAACAUAUUAAAAAUACCGGGAAAGAAUACAGAAAAAAAAUCAAUAUAGCAUGGUUUACUUUCUUGGCUGUUUUGUCAGAUAUGUGCAACUACGUUUUUGUAUACAGUAGUGCAUCUCUGUAAAAUGCUUAAAAGCAAGAGGAAAUGGUAUUCAGAUGUCAUGACACAUUUUGGUCUGUUUUUUGUAUUUGUCAUCUUUCAAGUAUAGAACUUUGUAUAUUUCUAUUAUCAAUGUGAGUUUCAAUAGUCGAUGGAUUUGAGCCUUACAUCAUACUAUUCGCUUUGUGACAAUGUCUUUAAAGUGUUCCUGUAUAGUUUUAUUUUCUAAAACCUGUUUUUAUUUGUAACUUGUGCCUUUGGAUAUUGAAUCGGUAGUGCAUUUUAAUAGUCAUGAACAUCCAUUGCUAUGAUUCAUAUCACAACUACAAAUGCUGGUAGUGCUCUGAUGUAGCUUGUAACCUAAAGUAUUUUUGAAGUGCUAAACUAUAUUUUGUUUGUGUGCAUUUUUAUUUUAAUAUCUAAAAAUGUGGUGACUGUUUUUUGUAACUUUCCAAUGGUUUUCAUCUUGAGUUCCCGUGCCAGUGUGUUAUACUGAACCAUGUUUUGUAUAGACAAUGUUUUGAUUGAAAGUAAAGUCAUGAAUAAUCUUA
Alosa alosa (allis shad) is the source of this 5335-nucleotide messenger RNA. RefSeq names its product zinc finger and BTB domain containing 44 (gene zbtb44). The record is from RefSeq and is a predicted model, not a curated record. NCBI's taxonomy places the organism in Eukaryota, Metazoa, Chordata, Actinopteri, Clupeiformes, Clupeidae. Gene Ontology annotation, biological process: regulation of transcription by RNA polymerase II; positive regulation of gene expression. The transcript has 6 exons. Gene Ontology annotation, molecular function: DNA-binding transcription factor activity, RNA polymerase II-specific; RNA polymerase II cis-regulatory region sequence-specific DNA binding; protein binding. Bases 364 to 2373 code for a protein of 669 amino acids.